UUGUCAUGCGUUAUAACAGCCGCGGAUGUCAUGUAACUCAUUCUGAAAAUAGUGUCGGACUGUUCAGUGUCGGGCUGCUCGCACUGUGUCUGCCAGUAUUUUACUCGCCUCUCUACCGGGAAGAGCGUGCGAUGCGUGCACUCACUAUAAUAUUCGCGUUCGUCGCGCUCCAUCAUGUUCAAAGCGCAAAAAUUCUCGGUCUAUUUCCACAUACGGGGAAGAGCCAUCACAUGGUUUUUGAACCCCUUCUUAAGCAGCUGGCGGAACGUGGACACCAAAUGACAGUCGCGUCAUUCUUUCCCUUAAAAAGUCCACCUUCAAAUUACACCGAUGUCAGUUUUGAAGGUAUCGCUGGUAUAGGUGUCGAGACAUUGGAUAUGUCAUGGUUCGAAAAUCCUAGUUUAGUGUUCCGAUUGCCGUUUGUGGGUGAAAUUUUUAAACAGUUUGCCGGUUUUCAACCUCUCGCCGGAAUGGCUUUAAACGUCUGCGGGAAGGCUAUUGAUUGGCCGCCGCUCGUGGAGGCUUUGAAAGGCGACUACGACAUCGUGAUAGUAGAAAACUUCAACAGUGAUUGCAUGCUGGGAUUGCUACAUGUUUAUGGAAUUAAAGCACCGAUUGUUGCAUUGUCGUCAUCGAAUGCAGUGCCGUGGGCUGCAGAGCGUAUCGGAUUUGUCGAUAAUCCGGCGUAUUUACCUGUGCUUAGUGCAAGUUGGGCAACUUCGAUGACUUAUGUAGAAAGGGUGCAGAAUACGUUUAUGAAUCUGUUUUUGAAAUACUGGUUCCAUUUCGAUGUUCAAGAGAAGGAGAAGUCGUUAAUUGAAAAGCAUUAUGGUCUGAAAGUGCCUCUGGAAGAUUUGGCCAAAAAUAUAACAUUGUUGAUGGUCAACACGUUUCAUCCUCUGAAUGGUGUGCGCCCAUCUCUCCCGGGACUGAUCGAAGUUGGCGGUAUGCAUCUUGAUGAUACUAGAAAGCACAUACCGGGGUAUAUGGAGAGAUUCCUCAACGAAUCCGAGCAUGGCGUGGUCAUAUUCAGCUUCGGUUCUCUCAUCAAGACCGCAACGAUUCCUAAAUACAAAGAAGAUAUAAUAACCAGAGCGCUCUCCAAGCUGAAGCAGAGGGUGAUUUGGAAGUAUGAAGACAGUGCAGAGGAAGGUACCCUUACUGGAAACAUUUUGAGAGUGAGGUGGCUGCCUCAGUACGAACUAUUACGUCACAAAAAGGUAGUGGCAUUUUUGGCACAUGGAGGCCUUUUGGGUAUGACUGAAGCGGUAUCAGCUGGUAAACCCAUGGUGGUCGUGCCCUUCUUCGGAGACCAACCCUCCAACGGCGCUGCGGCAGAAGCAGCAGGAUUGGCUAAAGUUGUCUCUUACUCUGAUCUUACUGAAGAAGCGUUAAGUGCUGCCCUUGAGAAGGUCUUAAGUGCUGAAAUGCGUUUGCAAGCGCGUCUACUUUCAAAUAUCUGGAAUGACAGACAAACCCCGCCACUCGAGACCGCCGUGUACUGGGUUGAGAGGGUGAUUCGUUGGGGUCCAGCUGCGAAACUCCAUUCUCCAGCCAGGGAUAUGCCUUUCUACCAACUUGCCUUGCUCGACGUUGCGGCCGCAUUUAUCGCUUUUGUUAUUACUAUUGUUGUUAUUAUUUGGUUUAUUCUUAUGAGGGUAUCAAGGCUCUUUGUUAAGGAACGGAAGCAGAAGUUACAUUAACACAAUAACUUUGUUGGUUUGCUUUAAGUUUACGUUUAAGCUUAUAUACAUUGGUAGGUACUCAUUCUUAUCUUCCUGGAGGUUUAGAGUUCACGAUGUAACUACAAAACAUCAAUAUGCAUCGCUUGGUUGUGAAAACAAUCAAACAACUGUUCGUUCAACUGUACAUUCCAACCUCCAGAGUUAUAACACUAAAAUCAUUUCAUAAAUCAAAAUGAUUGCUUUGCCAAUAAUAGAACUAUAGUGUGGUUGGAAACGAGCUGUUAUUUUUUUAGGAUAUAAUAGAACAAAUAUAAGAAUUAACUAGAAACAGAGGUAAUUAGAUUAAUAAUGAAAAUAUAUAACUAUAUAAACUUAUAAUAAUGUAAAUAAUACUUUACGAAAAAUUUAAAGAAUUGCGAUUAUCUUUAAAAGAACCAAUGUGAUUUAUACCCAAUAUUAUAUUUGACUUAUUAAACAUAUUUUUAAGUUAUUAUAAUCAUGGUGCUGUUUAUAACAUGAAACUUAAUAAAUGUAUAGAAAAAAACUAUUUACAUAACUUUUGUGGGUUUAUUAUAUCAAUAGUUAAAAGUGUUAGCAAAGGUUUACAAAUGUAUCAUUGCUCGACAACAUAUUAUUUAGUUUUAGCUAUAUUUUAAAAAUCAAUAUAAAAUGGAUAAAAGUACAACCCUAUACACAAACACGUCGUUUUGUGAUUGUUAUUAGUUAUUUACUAAGCCAAUUUGAUCAUGAUUUAUAAAUAGCGUCUUCUUCGUAGUCUUCAUUACUGAAGGUCUUGCCUGUCAUGAAAAGCCCGAACCGACACGUCGACGUGCUGCCUCCACUACACUCUAUCCUCAGCUUGUCUCAGUGCAUUAGGGAUGUGGACACCCAUAAUUGUCUUUAUCUGGUCAGACCAACGGGUAGGCAAUCGACCCCGACUUCUCAGGCCAUCACUCCUCCCUACCAUUACCAGCUUGUCGAGACUAUUCGAUUCUCUCUGGCAAUUUUACCAAAGUAGCUAAGCACCCGUUUGUAAAUGGUAGUUGACAGUCUUGUGGUGAUCUAUAGUUGGCUGAGACUGGACUUAUUGGUUCUUUUUGCAGUCCUUGGUAUUCGCAACAUUCUCCUCCUUAGGAAAAUUCAAAUUAUAGCGCCUGCCGAAACUAUGUUACCAAAGUUUGCCUCGCUAAAUUAUAAGUAUUAAAUGUUA
Molecule: messenger RNA, 2895 nt
Organism: Pieris napi
Lineage: Eukaryota; Metazoa; Arthropoda; Insecta; Lepidoptera; Pieridae
Gene: UGT46A2
Product: UDP-glycosyltransferase UGT5-like
Exons: 4
Coding region: 6-1703 (565 amino acids)
Molecular function (GO): UDP-glycosyltransferase activity
Source: RefSeq, a predicted model, not a curated record